Messenger RNA from Triticum urartu, 3934 nucleotides. RefSeq names its product disease resistance protein RGA2-like. Lineage: Eukaryota; Viridiplantae; Streptophyta; Magnoliopsida; Poales; Poaceae. The record is from RefSeq and is a predicted model, not a curated record. Gene Ontology annotation, molecular function: ADP binding.
CAUCCUUACAUCUUAUCUCCAACAACCGCACAGGGGGGCGCGCACCUUGAUAUUAUCUCCACUUGCUUCCAUCCUCUCUACCUUUACCAGCCUUGCCGUGCGUGGGAGCUGCACAGGGGGGGACGGCGGAACGACCAGCAGUACCAUUGCUCUUUCACCAAUUUGGACAAGAUCAAAUCCGGUGGUGUUGAGUUUCCUAUUCCUUCGAUCCGCAAGAUCAUGGCAGAAUUGUUGCUUCUCCCUCUAGUGCGAAGUGUAGCCGGCAAAGCUGCAGACGCACUUGUCGAGACCGUGACCCGCAUGUGUGGCCUCGACAACGACCGUCGAACACUGGAGCGCCAACUGCUAGCCAUCGAGUGCAAGCUGGCCAAUGCAGAGGAGAGGAGCGAGACAAACAACUAUGUCAAGAGUUGGAUGAAGGAGCUCAAGUCCGUCGCCUACGAGGCCAACGACGUGCUCGACGACUUCCAGUACGAGGCACUGCGCCGCCAGUCUAAAAUUGGCAUGUCCAAUUCCCGCAAGGUACUCGGCUACUUCAUGCACCACAGACCGCUGCUAUUCCGUUUUGAAAUGAGCAAGAAACUCAAGAGCGUCCUCGAGAAGAUCAAUAAGUUGGUUGAGGAGAUGAACAAGUUUGGCCUGGAGAAUUAUGUCCGUAGGGAGAAGGAGGAACAUCCUUGGCGGCAGACGCACUCAAAACAGGACGAGACUACCCAGAUCUUUGGAAGAGAUGAUGAUAAGGAGGUGGUGGUGAAGUUGCUGCUGGACCAGCAAGAUCAGCGGAGAGUGCAGGUGCUGCCAAUCAUUGGGAUGGGAGGUCUUGGCAAGACGACUCUUGCUAAGAUGGUCUAUAAUGACCAAUGGGUCCAGCAACAUUUCCAGUUGAAGAUGUGGCACUGCGUGUCCGACAACUUUGAUGCCAGCGCUCUUUUGAAAUCCAUAAUUGAGUUGGCUGUAAGUAGAAGACGUGACAUGCCUGACGCGAUUGAGCUAUUGCAAAAACAACUUGAGGAAGUCAUUGGCGAAAAAAGGUUUAUGCUCGUGCUUGAUGAUGUGUGGAAUGAAGAUGAGAGGAGGUGGGAGAAUGUCCUGAAGCCUCUUUUGUGUUCUAUUGGUGGACCAGGAAGCAUAAUUGUUGUCACAACUCGAAGCCAGAAAGUGGCCUCUAUAAUGCAGACACUUGAACCCCAUAAGCUAUCAUGUCUUAGUGAACAAGAUUCAUGGGAAUUGUUUGCACAGAAAGCAUAUAGCAACGGUGUUGACCGGGAGCAAGCAGAGCUAGUCACCAUCGGAAGGCGUAUUGUCAAUAAAUGCAGGGGGUUGCCUCUUGCUCUCAAGACAAUGGGUGGAUUACUGAGUUCAAAGCAAAAGGUACAGGAGUGGAAGGCCAUCGAAGGAAGUAAUAUUGGGGAUAAUGAUGGAGGCAAACAAGAGGUCAUGCCCAUACUAAAGUUAAGCUAUAAACACCUGUCAUCUGAAAUGAAGCAAUGUUUUGCAUUCUGUGCGGUUUUUCCCAAGGAUUAUCAGAUGGAGAAGGAUAAGUUGAUCCAACUAUGGAUGGCAAAUGGCUUUAUUCAAGAAGAGGGAACAAUUGAUUUAAAACAGAAAGGAGAAUUCAUUUUCAAUGAGUUGGUUUGGAGGUCCUUCCUCCAAGAUAAGAAAGUGGAGUUCAAAUAUGUUUAUGGUACCACAGAAUAUGAGAUAAUAGUAUGUAAAAUGCAUGACUUAAUGCAUGAUCUAGCAAAAGUUGUCACGAAUGAAUGUGCAAGUAUAGAAGAACUAACUCAGAAGAAAGCAUUGUUAAAAGAUGUUUGUCACAUGCAAAUCUCAAAGGCUGAAUUGGAACAAAUCAGUGGGUUAUGCAAAGGCAGAACAAACCUUCGCACUUUCUUAGCUCCUGCAGAAUCACACAAGGAUUUUAAAGAGUAUCUACUGGUAUUGGCAUCACUGAGAGCAUUGCGUUGCUCCCCUUCUUCAGUAACAAAUUGCAAGGCCACAAAUGCAAAACAUCUACGAUAUCUUGACCUCUCUUGGUCUAACAUCACUAAGUUGCCAGAGUCAAUAUGUGUGUUGUAUAACUUGCAAACAUUGAGGCUCAUAGGUUGCGAUAGACUGCGGUGGUUACCAAAAGACAUGGUAAGACUGAGAAAACUCAUCCAUCUUCAUCUUUCUAGCUGUGGUCGUCUUGAAAGUAUGUCUCCGAACUUUGGACUACUGAACAACCUUCAUAUAUUAACAACAUUUGUUGUGGGUACUGGAGAUGGCCUUGGAAUAGAACAGCUCAAAGACUUGCAAAACCUUAGCAAUAGGUUGGAAUUGUUGAAUUUGAACAAGAUAAAGAGUGGGGAGAAUGCAAAAGAAGCCAAUCUCAGCCAGAAGCAAAAUCUAAGCGAGUUGUUGUUCUCUUGGCACCAAGAAAUAGAUGAUGAGCCUAGAGAUGUGGAAGAAGUGCUUGAGUGCUUAGAACCUCCUAGUAAUAUCCAAAAGUUGGAGAUACGUGGAUAUGGUGGCCUAGAAAUGUCACAAUGGAUGAGAAAGCCUCAGAUGUUUGACUGCUUGAGAGAACUCAAAAUUUCCAACUGCCCAAGAUGCAAGAGUAUACCUAUAGUAUGGUUCUCGACCUCUCUAGAGAUUUUGUUCUUACAAAAGAUGGAUAACCUGAUUACAUUAUGUAAUAGCCUUGACAUGGAAGCUGGAGAACGUGUUACCCCUCAGCAAAUUUUCCCCAAGUUGAAGAAAAUGAGGUUGAUUGAGUUACCAAGCCUGGAGAUAUGGGCAGAAAAUAGUGUACGGGAGCCUCAGCUGUUCAACUGUCUGGAAGAACUCGAAAUGUCCGACUGCCCAAGAUGCAAGAGUAUACCUCCCGUGUGGUUUUCGGUCUCUCUGGAGAUUUUGUCCUUACGGAAUAUGGAUAACCUGACCACAUUAUGUAAUAACCUUGAUGUGGAAGUUGGAGGACACUUUACCCCUCUGCAAAUUUUCCCAAGGUUGAAGAAGAUGAGGUUGAUUGACUUACCAAGCCUAGAGAUGUGUGCAGAAAAUAGUGUGGGACAGCCUAGUGAUUUCUUGGUAGUGUUCCCUAUGCUUAAAAAGUUAAGGAUCAAAAACUGCCCCAAGCUUGCAAGUAUUCCAGUGAUCCCCAUGAUCAACAAAUUGAGAAUAGUUGAAGUUCACAGUGGUGCAAUCAGUUUAGUUUUUAUGUGCAUCCGAUCGGGCUUUUGGCCAUUUCUCACCAAAUUAACUCUUGGGUCGUCUCCAGAAGACAUACCCAUGUUGUCUAUAGACGCCCAGCAAAGCCAAAGUCAAAGACCUCUUGAAAAACUGACAUAUUUGUAUCUGGAAGGCUUCAACAGCUUGGUCAGAAGCUCUGAAUUGUCCAGGUCACAACUUACGGUUUGGAAAUGCUUUUCGUUCGUGGAAGAGCUAAGGAUUUACAGUUGCUUCAAUCUUGUCCGCUGGCCAUCAGAGGAGCUCCGGUGCUUGGUUCGCCUCCGCUUUCUGGAUAUCACAAGUUGUGACAGCCUGGAGGGGAGCACUUCAUCGUCUGAGGAGGAAACCCUUCCGCUGUCCCUGGAGGAAUUCUUGAUUGAAUACUGCGGCAGAAUGGUAGCACUGCCUUCGAACAUUGGAAAACUUGCCAAGCUGAGGAGACUCUAUGUGAAUUGGUGCAGUAGACUGAAAGCGCUGCCUGAUGGGAUGUGCGGCCUCACUUCUCUUAGGACAUUGACGAUUGGGGCUUGUGCCGUGGAGGAAUUCCCGCAUGGCCUCCUGGAGCGCUUGCCAGCCCUCGAAUACUUGAGCAUAGAUAGCUGUCCGGAGUUGGAAAGGCGAUGCAUAGAAGGUGGGGAAUAUUUCCACUUGCUAUCCUCUGUCCCAAGUAAGUGGAUCCGCCAAUGACGACGUCAUGAAAAUCCAGAAUACUGUAGCGGCGAAG